AUGAGCACUUCAGGUACAGGAUCGCCCUCUACCCUCGCUGCUGCUGCUGCUGCUGCUGCUAGCACAUCACUACACCAGCAGAACAACGUUUCAAAUUUGGCCGAAAAUCUUUUGUGGAAAAAUAACAAAAAAGCGUCAUUUCAGGGUCGAGACAAGGAUGUGAAUAAAAAGGAAACGGCUGCGGAAGAUGAAGCAGAAGUAGAAGAAGAACAGCAUGACAGAUUUCCAGGUAUUAUUCAUACUGAAAACCAACAUACCAACCAUUUUAUACCUUCCGCAUCGUCGUCAACAGCAGCUGCAGCUCGUCGUCCACGCGCUGAAACCAUGCCAUCUCAACCUAUCCAACUACCUUACCCUCUUCAUGAACUGAAUCACCAUAUGUUGAUGGAGCCACCAGCAGCCACUUUCAGACCAGCACCAUUGUUUGGGAAUCAUCAUCCUCAGCAGCAGCAACAGCAGCAGCAGCAGCAAGAAGAAUUUGAACCAAUGAUGCCAUCAUCCAAUCAACAAUAUUGGAUACCUGAUAAUCUACUUCAGAGCCCUACCAAUAGCAUCUCACCUACCACAAGCCAGCUAUUGCGUGCAGAUGAUGGUAAUACCAUUGCAAGCACCUUUGCUUCGUUAGGUUUAGAGGACAGUCACCAGUCGCGUUAUCCUCCCUUGUUGCCUCAAUAUAUACAACCCGAUUAUGGUCGUCAUCGUUCUCCAUAUCAGACACAUCCUAGUCUUCACACAAGCCACUCUCAUUCUUCCUUGCAAGCACUGUCCGAGCAACAGCAACAACAACAAUUACUGCACCCCCCUUUGUCUACAACAAAUGCUGUUGCUACAACAGCUGAUUGGCAACCACAGCAACAUCUACCUUAUAAAACCCAUUUUAAUAACAAUAAGAAUAAGGGUUUAUUCAAACCAACAGAUUUACGCUCUUCUAUCGCUAAUUUUAGACUCAAUGGUUAUCAACCACCGCAGACGCAACAUCUGAAUAGCAAUCGACCUCGCGCUCUGAGUGCUGUAGAUCAACAAAUGCAGCAGCAGCAGCAGCAGCAACAACAACAACAGCAACAGCAACAGCAGCAGCAACAGGAUGAUAAUGUGCAUCAUUUUAUACUUAACAAUCGUUCUAUUUGGUAUCAAGAAAUGAAUCGACAGUCGCUACCGACUUCUACGCCUACUUAUCAUGCUCAUUACUCUUCUCAUCCUUCUCAGCAGCAACAACAUCCGCAUCAGCAUCGGCCCUUUUUACGUAAUUCAAACAGUAGCGCUGACAUUUUAGAAAUGAUGGCAAGGCAAAGAAAAGGGGCUGGAACGGCUGCUACAAACUCUCCCACGGGCGGAAAUUCUGCGGUAGCUGCCAAUUUUAAUGAAGAGGACAGUGGUAUGUUAACAAGUCCUAAUGUCAGUUGGAACAAUGAUCUUACUCCUACAACCGCAGCUUAUGGUAGCAGUGCUGGCGGUGGUAGUGGUGGAAGUUUAUCUUCAUCAUUCGAACAACAUUCUAAUUGUAGCAGUAAUAUGCUCUUUUAUGACACGGUGAUUCAUCAUCAUUCACCACAACAGCAGCAGCAGCAAGAUUCAGCAGUAGGAGAAUUACCAUUAGCAAACAUCAUGACAGCAGGCAACAAUAAUACGAAUCAAAUGCCUACGCGGUCUUUAUGGCUUGGUCAACUCAAUAUGGACCCUGCGAUGGGCACGCAUCAACUUUCAAACGAACUGCACAAGGUUUUCUCCAAGUUUGGAACGAUUGAAAGCAUUCGAAUCUUGGCUGAUCGUGAAUGUGCCUUUAUCAAUUUUUCAACGGUGGAUGAAGCUGUGAAAGCCAAAGACAUGUUGAUGAAUAACAUGAACAGUAGAGUAUUUGUCAACAGUUUGCAUCCUAUCAAAGUUGGCUUUGGGAAACCUACGCCCACCACGACAACUACAACCACUGCGACGACGACUGCGGCUUCGAUGACGACGACUGCUGGAGGAUUAUCUGGAGAGAACGUGAUGGCUAACACGAUUCGCAACAAUAAUAACAGCAAUAACGCUCUUUCCGGGAGAGGGUCACCUUUAACAGGCACCUCCACUGUCACCAAUGAGGGUCCCACAAGAGCUUUAUGGAUUGGUAAUAUUCCUACGAAUACUACACAUGGUGCUUUAUUAACCGUCUUUUCAGACUAUGGUCCGAUUGAAUCUGUUCGUAUUUUGGCUCAUAAGAACUGUGCGUUUAUCAAUUAUUAUCACGAAGAGGAUGCUAUCAAAGCAAAGAAAUCGCUUCAGAAUAAAGAAAUCUUAGGACCAGGUACAGGCACAGUGAAAAUGGGGUAUGCAAAGGUGCAACAGUUAUCCACCAUGACCCCGACCACCACCACCACCACAAGCAACAAAACAGUGCUACCACAACAGAGUCAUUAUAAUGGUAAUGCCGGUCUUGCGGAUGUAUCCGACGUUAGUGCUACGGUUGCUCCUAGUGCUACCACAGCAGCAGCAACAACAACAACAACAACAAUAGAUUCUGUGACACGAACACAAAAACAACCCAUUCAUGGCAAGGUGACAAAAGCCUACAAGCCUGCCACGACAGGUACGACAGAUACCGCAUUGUUCUCUCAACAGCAACAAGAACAGAUGAAGAAGUUCAUGUUGGAAUUAUUGCAAAAGAACGGUGCUAGUCAACAACAACAAAAUAGUUUAAUUGCUGCCAUUGUAACGGAGCGUAAAUUGAUCAUGCAAGAAUUCGGUGAAGAUUCGGAUGAUCCGAACUUUGAAGUGCUUCGAUUACCACAGACCUACCAUUCAAGCAUACCUGCAGCACCAGAAUUAGGUCAGACCAGAAAAGUAGAUAUUGCAAGACUGAGAGAUAUAAGAAAGAGACUAGAUACAGGAAAUAUCACAGUGAAUGAAUUAGAAGUGAUAGCAGUAGAAUGCUUAGAUGAAUUAGUAGAAUUAUGUAGUGAUUAUAUUGGUAAUACAGUGAUUCAACGUUUAUUUGAAAGAUGUUCGGAUAGAACAAGAACCCUUAUGUUGGAAACCGUAGCACCCUAUCUAGCUUCCAUCGGUGUACACAAAAAUGGCACUUGGGCAGCACAAAAAAUCAUCGACACAACCUUGAAAUUACCCAAUGCUCAACAUAUUACAACACUUAUAUGUCAAUUCAUUAAGCCUUAUGUGCCCGCCCUUCUGUUGGAUCAGUUUGGAAAUUACGUAGUGCAAUGUUGUUUGAAUUUAGGCCCGGAACGCAAUCAGUUUAUUUUUGAUGCGAUCGUCGAUUCAUGUUGGGAGAUUGCGCAAGGACGAUUUGGCGCACGAGCAGUGAGAGCCACCCUGGAAAGUCCUCAUGUGACAAAAAGACAACAGGCAAGUACAAACAAUAAACAAAAAGCUAAAUAUGUUGCUGCUUCCCUUGUACAGCAUGCUUUGCUUCUAGCCACCAAUGCCAAUGGAGCACUUUUAUUGAUAUGGCUAUUGGAUACCUCCGGCAUUCAAGGUCGAUAUUGCGUACUUGCUCCUCGACUCAUACCUCAUUUAGCACAAUUAUGCACCCAUAAACUAGCUUCUCUCACUGUUUUAAAGCUCAUCAAUCAACGACAGGAACCAGAAGCAAGGAACCUCAUUCUAAACACGUUAUUUUUCCCUACAACAACAACAUCUUCUACCAACAGCAUUAGCAGCACUACCACAACCACCACUACCUCUACCACUACUACCGAGCCAUCCACGGGCAUACCAGCUUUGAUCAACGAAAUACUUCAAGAUCAAGUCCAUGGUGUUAGCUUUGUCACAAAAAUUCUUUCUAGUUCCUAUAUCGAUUUACGUGAACGACAACGCAUCGCUGAGCGAGUGAAGCAAUACCUUUCCAAGCUAAAGUUAACCCAUGCUCAAGGAUAUAAAAGGUUGAUGGAAGAGAUUAAUAUGGUCAUGCUGGAUUCUGUUCCUGGUGCAAGUUUAGGUCAUGCUCUACCUACCCAAUUUUCUAUCAGUCCCAGCAUUGCGGCCGCCUUACAAGCAACGACGACAACGACGACAACGACAACAACCACUUCCGAUGAUCAGCAACAAGAGCAACAACAGCAAUCACAAUCUCGUCAUGCGACUACUGAUAGUAGUAAUACGACAGCAGCCAUCAUGGCUAACUUUUAUGCUGCUGCGGCCGCGGCGGCUGUUGUUGCAUCCACCAGUAACAGUAGUAGUGCUGGAUCACCCGCUCCGAACGAACAGCAGCAGCAGCAGCAAGAAAAUCAAGAUACACCAUUAUCAGAUACCAUAGAAAAAAAAAGUAUGAAAUAG
This is a messenger RNA of Mycotypha africana, 4266 nucleotides long. RefSeq lists its product as uncharacterized. Bases 1 to 4266 code for a protein of 1421 amino acids. Lineage: Eukaryota; Fungi; Mucoromycota; Mucoromycetes; Mucorales; Mycotyphaceae. The transcript is spliced from 7 exons. Gene Ontology annotation, molecular function: RNA binding. The record is from RefSeq and is a predicted model, not a curated record.